AUGCUUACGACACUUCACAUUUGUGUAGUUUAUAGUGGUGAGUAUCCCCGCCUGUCACGCGGGAGACCGGGGUUCGAUUCCCCGCCGGGGAGCCUCUUUAUUCUUUUGUUUCUUUCACUCGUCCCUAUAUCACAUACCCAUCCUAUAACGUAUAGUGGUGAGUAUCCCCGCCUGUCACGCGGGAGACCGGGGUUCGAUUCCCCGCCGGGGAGCCUCUUUAUUCUUUUGUUUCUUUCACUCGUCCCUAUAUCACAUACCCAUCCUAUAACGCUUGCAAAAGAAUUUUUUUAUUUUUUUUAUAAAUAUUAUGAUCGUAGACGAUCGAGAGAAGUUCUCCUCGGUAGUAUAGUGGUGAGUAUCCCCGCCUGUCACGCGGGAGACCGGGGUUCGAUUCCCCGCCGGGGAGCCUCUUUUUCUUUUUUGUUUCUUUCACUCGUCCCUAUAUCACAUACCCAUCCUAUAACGUAUAGUGGUGAGUAUCCCCGCCUGUCACGCGGGAGACCGGGGUUCGAUUCCCCGCCGGGGAGCCUCUUUAUUCUUUUGUUUCUUUCACUCGUCCCUAUAUCACAUACCCAUCCUAUAACGUAUAGUGGUGAGUAUCCCCGCCUGUCACGCGGGAGACCGGGGUUCGAUUCCCCGCCGGGGAGCCUCUUUAUUCUUUUGUUUCUUUCACUCGUCCCUAUAUCACAUACCCAUCCUAUAACGUAUAGUGGUGAGUAUCCCCGCCUGUCACGCGGGAGACCGGGGUUCGAUUCCCCGCCGGGGAGCCUCUUUAUUCUUUUGUUUCUUUCACUCGUCCCUAUAUCACAUACCCAUCCUAUAACGUAUAGUGGUGAGUAUCCCCGCCUGUCACGCGGGAGACCGGGGAGCCUCUUUAUUCUUUUGUUUCUUUCACUCGUCCCUAUAUCACAUACCCAUCCUAUAACGUAUAGUGGUGAGUAUCCCCGCCUGUCACGCGGGAGACCGGGGUUCGAUUCCCCGCCGGGGAGCCUCUUUAUUCUUUUGUUUCUUUCACUCGUCCCUAUAUCACAUACCCAUCCUAUAACGUAUAGUGGUGAGUAUCCCCGCCUGUCACGCGGGAGACCGGGGUUCGAUUCCCCGCCGGGGAGCCUCUUUAUUCUUUUGUUUCUUUCACUCGUCCCUAUAUCACAUACCCAUCCUAUAACGUAUAGUGGUGAGUAUCCCCGCCUGUCACGCGGGAGACCGGGGUUCGAUUCCCCGCCGGGGAGCCUCUUUAUUCUUUUGUUUCUUUCACUCGUCCCUAUAUCACAUACCCAUCCUAUAACGUAUAGUGGUGAGUAUCCCCGCCUGUCACGCGGGAGACCGGGGUUCGAUUCCCCGCCGGGGAGCCUCUUUAUUCUUUUGUUUCUUUCACUCGUCCCUAUAUCACAUACCCAUCCUAUAACGCUUGCAAAAGAAUUUUUUUUUAUAAAUAUUAUGAUCGUAGACGAUCGAGAGAAGUUCUCCUCGGUAUAUAGUGGUGAGUAUCCCCGCCUGUCACGCGGGAGACCGGGGUUCGAUUCCCCGCCGGGGAGCCUCUUUAUUCUUUUGUUUCUUUCACUCGUCCCUAUAUCACAUACCCAUCCUAUAACGUAUAGUGGUGAGUAUCCCCGCCUGUCACGCGGGAGACCGGGGUUCGAUUCCCCGCCGGGGAGCCUCUUUAUUCUUUUGUUUCUUUCACUCGUCCCUAUAUCACAUACCCAUCCUAUAACGUAUAGUGGUGAGUAUCCCCGCCUGUCACGCGGGAGACCGGGGUUCGAUUCCCCGCCGGGGAGCCUCUUUAUUCUUUUGUUUCUUUCACUCGUCCCUAUAUCACAUACCCAUCCUAUAACGUAUAGUGGUGAGUAUCCCCGCCUGUCACGCGGGAGACCGGGGUUCGAUUCCCCGCCGGGGAGCCUCUUUAUUCUUUUGUUUCUUUCACUCGUCCCUAUAUCACAUACCCAUCCUAUAACGGUGGUCCUCGGUAGUAUAGUGGUGAGUAUCCCCGCCUGUCACGCGGGAGACCGGGGUUCGAUUCCCCGCCGGGGAGCAUUUAAAAUGUUUUCUUUCAUUGAUUUUAGCUUGCAAAAGAAUUUUUUUAUUUUUUUUUAUAAAUAUUAUGAUCGUAGACGAUCGAGAGAAGUUCUCCUCGGUAGUAUAGUGGUGAGUAUCCCCGCCUGUCACGCGGGAGACCGGGGUUCGAUUCCCCGCCGGGGAGCCUCUUUAUUCUUUUGUUUCUUUCACUCACGAUCGAGAGAAGUUCUCCUCGGUAGUAUAGUGGUGAGUAUCCCCGCCUGUCACGCGGGAGACCGGGGUUCGAUUCCCCGCCGGGGAGCCUCUUUAUUCUUUUGUUUCUUUCACUCACGAUCGAGAGAAGUUCUCCUCGGUAGUAUAGUGGUGAGUAUCCCCGCCUGUCACGCGGGAGACCGGGGUUCGAUUCCCCGCCGGGGAGCCUCUUUUAUUCUUUUUUUUCUUUCACUCGUCCCUAUAUCACAUACCCAUCCUAUAACGCUUGCAAAAGAAUUUUUUUUUUUUUUAAAAUAUUAUGAUCGUAGACGAUCGAGAGAAGUUCUCCUCGGUAGUAUAGUGGUGAGUAUCCCCGCCUGUCACGCGGGAGACCGGGGUUCGAUUCCCCGCCGGGGAGCCUCUUUUAUUCUUUUGUUUCUUUCACUCGUCCCUAUAUCACAUACCCAUCCUAUAACGUAUAGUGGUGAGUAUCCCCGCCUGUCACGCGGGAGACCGGGGUUCGAUUCCCCGCCGGGGAGCCUCUUUAUUCUUUUGUUUCUUUCACUCGUCCCUAUAUCACAUACCCAUCCUAUAACGGUGGUCCUCGGUAGUAUAGUGGUGAGUAUCCCCGCCUGUCACGCGGGAGACCGGGGUUCGAUUCCCCGCCGGGGAGCAUUUAAAAUGUUUUCUUUCAUUGAUUUUAGCUUGCAAAAGAAUUUUUUUAUUUUUUUUUAUAAAUAUUAUGAUCGUAGACGAUCGAGAGAAGUUCUCCUCGGUAGUAUAGUGGUGAGUAUCCCCGCCUGUCACGCGGGAGACCGGGGUUCGAUUCCCCGCCGGGGAGCCUCUUUAUUCUUUUUUGUUUCUUUCACUCGUCCCUAUAUCACAUACCCAUCCUAUAACGUAUCCCCGCCUGUCACGCGGGAGACCGGGGUUCGAUUCCCCGCCGGGGAGCCUCUUUAUUCUUUUGUUUCUUUCACUCGUCCCUAUAUCACAUACCCAUCCUAUAACGCUUGCAAAAGAAUUUUUUUAUUUUUUUAUAAAUAUUAUGAUCGUAGACGAUCGAGAGAAGUUCUCCUCGGUAGUAUAGUGGUGAGUAUCCCCGCCUGUCACGCGGGAGACCGGGGUUCGAUUCCCCGCCGGGGAGCCUCUUUAUUCUUUUGUUUCUUUCACUCACGAUCGAGAGAAGUUCUCCUCGGUAGUAUAGUGGUGAGUAUCCCCGCCUGUCACGCGGGAGACCGGGGUUCGAUUCCCCCGCCGGAGCCUCUUUAUUCUUUUGUUUCUUUCACUCGUCCCUAUAUCACAUACCCAUCCUAUAACGUAUCCCCGCCUGUCACGCGGGAGACCGGGGUUCGAUUCCCCGCCGGGGAGCCUCUUUAUUCUUUUGUUUCUUUCACUCGUCCCUAUAUCACAUACCCAUCCUAUAACGUAUCCCCGCCUGUCACGCGGGAGACCGGGGUUCGAUUCCCCGCCGGGGAGCCUCUUUAUUCUUUUGUUUCUUUCACUCGUCCCUAUAUCACAUACCCAUCCUAUAACGUAUCCCCGCCUGUCACGCGGGAGACCGGGGUUCGAUUCCCCGCCGGGGAGCCUCUUUGUUCUUUUGUUUCUUUCACUCGUCCCUAUAUCACAUACCCAUCCUAUAACGCUUGCAAAAGAAUUUUUUUUUAUAAAUAUUAUGAUCGUAGACGAGCGAGAGAAGUUCUCGGUAGUAUAGUGGUGAGUAUCCCCGCCUGUCACGCGGGAGACCGGGGUUCGAUUCCCCGCCGGGGAGCCUCUUUUUCUUUUGUUUCUUUCACUCGUCCCUAUAUCACAUACCCAUCCUAUAACGUAUCCCCGCCUGUCACGCGGGAGACCGGGGUUCGAUUCCCCGCCGGGGAGCCUCUUUAUUCUUUUUUGUUUCUUUCACUCGUCCCUAUAUCACAUACCCAUCCUAUAACGUAUAGUGGUGAGUAUCCCCGCCUGUCACGCGGGAGACCGGGGUUCGAUUCCCCGCCGGGGAGCCUCUUUGUUCUUUUGUUUCUUUCACUCGUCCCUAUAUCACAUACCCAUCCUAUAACGUAUAGUGGUGAGUAUCCCCGCCUGUCACGCGGGAGACCGGGGUUCGAUUCCCCGCCGGGGAGCCUCUUUUUUCUUUUGUUUCUUUCACUCGUCCCUAUAUCACAUACCCAUCCUAUAACGCUUGCAAAAGAAUUUUUUAUUUUUUUUUAUAAAUAUUAUGAUCGUAGACGAUCGAGAGAAGUUCUCCUCGGUAGUAUAGUGGUGAGUAUCCCCGCCUGUCACGCGGGAGACCGGGGUUCGAUUCCCCGCCGGGGAGCCUCUUUAUUUCUUUUGUUUCUUUCACUCGUCCCUAUAUCACAUACCCAUCCUAUAACGGGAGCGGUCCUUGUCUCACUCACACUCAUCAAAACACCGACCCGUGAGUUGGGGGCAGGGUUCGAGUGUUACCAACCUUAUCUUUUCCUGACCCCCCUCUUAAAUGUAAAUCUUGGGAAUUAUUUGGAAAGAGUUCAUUUUUGGGGAUAUUUUACGCGGUGGAGCAACGGAUUGAGUAAAACACCUGGACAUGAAAUCGACCCUCAGAAACCAGAGGUGCAUUUGAAGGACUGA
Messenger RNA from Acanthosepion pharaonis, 4809 nucleotides. The record is from the annotation of a GenBank genome assembly. NCBI's taxonomy places the organism in Eukaryota, Metazoa, Mollusca, Cephalopoda, Sepiida, Sepiidae.